This is a messenger RNA of Phytophthora infestans T30-4, 696 nucleotides long. RefSeq lists its product as uncharacterized. The coding region runs from base 67 to 696 and encodes 209 amino acids. NCBI's taxonomy places the organism in Eukaryota, Oomycota, Peronosporomycetes, Peronosporales, Peronosporaceae. The record is from RefSeq and is a predicted model, not a curated record. Gene Ontology annotation, molecular function: zinc ion binding. The transcript has 2 exons.
CGCUCGGUGGCGCACAACUCGUCUCCGGUCUUAACGACGCUCCUCUCGCCGUUCAACCCGCAAAAUAUGGUGACCAAGACAUCUACGUCCUCCAGCGCUCCCGCUUCUGACGCUCCUGCGAGCGUAUCGUCAGCCAGCGCUACGUCCACAGCAACAGCUUCGUCUACUGUCGUGGCAACAACGCCGGCCGCGACCGCUAGCGACUGUCUGAAGGCCCCUCCUUCCGGGGCGGCCUCCCCGUCUAGUGUCGAUGCGUCUCCCGACACGUCAGCUUCAGCCCAGCGCUUCACGCGUGUUCCUCCCGCCGUUCUUCAGAGCGUGAAGGCGUCGCUGACUUAUCGGAAAAGCUGCCUGAAGCGCUCAAAGUCGUCCGUUCUGCCGCCUUCGACGUUCUGUGAAGACGAGACGCCUACAACCAUAAUUACGGAGGACAAGGCAGAAAAGAAAGAAGAAAGAAAGUCUGUACAGAAGAAUCGCCGGCGCUGCUGGGAGUGUAAAGUGAAGGUAGGCCUGACGGCUGUCAAGUGCCGCUGCGACUACACGUUCUGUGGAAAGCACCGGUACGCUGAGGAACACAAGUGUGCGUUCAACUUUAAAACGGCGGGUAAGCGCAUGCUUGAAGAAGAGAACCCCGUCGUGAAAGAAGUAAAGGGUCGCCCCGCCCCUAUGCGCUUCGAGGCCGUUGUGACGACCUGA